Molecule: messenger RNA, 1199 nt
Organism: Spodoptera frugiperda (fall armyworm)
Lineage: Eukaryota; Metazoa; Arthropoda; Insecta; Lepidoptera; Noctuidae
Product: G patch domain-containing protein 4
Exons: 4
Coding region: 109-1143 (344 amino acids)
Biological process (GO): regulation of ribosome biogenesis
Cellular component (GO): nucleolus
Molecular function (GO): nucleic acid binding
Source: RefSeq, a predicted model, not a curated record
UGUCAAACGCGCGUGUUAGUAGAGGUUAUAUUUACGAACGAAAAAGUUUCAAAAUAUUUAUUAUUUAAAUGAAAUCAAUUUGUAAUUAGUUCUAAGAGGGUGUAAAUAAUGGAUUUUGCGAGAAAACAAUUGGAGAAAUACGGCUGGACCGAUGGCAAAGGGCUGGGUAAACAUGAGAAUGGUAUAUCGGAGGCAUUGAAGCCUAAACUGAAGCGCAGUGUGGCAGGUGUGGGACAUGAUGCGGCCGCAGAGUUUAAUGAACAUUGGUGGACCACUCUGUAUGAUAAGGCAGCUGCUAAUGUUGAGGUAAAAGAGAAAAAUGGAAAAACUAAAAAAAUCAAAACGAAAGAUGAUCAAGAAUUCGUCAUCACCAACAGUACUUGGAAACUGAAUAAACGGCCGAAGGAAGCUGAGAAUGAGGAACAGUACUCUGACUACUUCGUACGGACUGCGGUACUGACUAACGGUGCAAGUAAUGUGGAGAGAGUGAGAGAAUCUGACUCCGAGGACGAUGGAGACAAGAAAGAUGUGUUCAAGAUGACUGAUGAAGAAUUGUUUGCGAAAUGCGAAGGCCGGACUGCUCAUAAAGGUGCUCGCCAUGGCUUGAGAGCUACAGGGAAGUUAGCGAGGAUAGCGCAACAAGAGGCUCAACUCCUUUCUCAAUCAAAAUACAGUGGAUAUUCACACUUCAAGAAAUUAAACGAAGAGGUUGACAACAUAAACUUCCACAGCGAUACUGAUAGCACAGAAAUUAAAAAGAAAAAGAAGAAAAAACGUAAUCGUUGUAACAGCAACGAAAAAUCUGAUACAAGUAUCAAUAAAUGUGAAUUGGCUGAAUCAGAUGAGUUACCUUUGCCUGAUAAAAGUCAAAUGACAGAUGAAGAUAAUGUUGCCAGUGUAGAAAAUGUAGAGAAAGUUAGUAGAAAAUCUAAAAGAUCAAAAGAUGAAGAUCAAGACGUUGAAGCGAGUCCUGAAAUAAAUGUAGAUGCUCCUAAACCUAAAAAGAAGAAGAAAAAAGAAAAUGUAGAAGAUGAUUUACCUGAAACUGAGAACACAAACUCUGCUGAUGGUGAAGUUCCUUCUGAAAGUACAACUAAGAAGAAAAGUAAAAAGAAAAAGAAUAAAGAUAUGGAACUAGAUUAAGAGGUGAUGACAAUAUUGUGAUUUUAAUAUAAUAAAUAAUGUACAUAUUUGUUUAA